AUGACGCCGACGGUGCCGUGCCUCCCGCCCUCUCUACUCGCGUACAUCCUGGAGUUCGCUCUCCCGAGCUUCACCCAGAGUCUGGCCCCACAACCCCGCAUGCUCGCAUCCGUUCGAAGUCUGGUAGCCGACUAUCGAUCUGCCACAUUCUGCUUAAACGCGGCCGAUUUAGAAUUGAUGGAGCAAUUCCCGACCCAAGAGGCCUCAAUUCGAGAUUUUCGCGUCCAAUUCAAGAGGAAAAACUAUCAUUUCCAGGCUCGGAGGAAGUUGGAAACUCCGACUAUCAGUUGGAAUAUCGUUCUGGGAAAUAUGACGAGGCUGAAGAAACUGGAUCUGGGUAGCAUGCCGCCACUGUGCCAGUGUAUUCCUGAAAUACUCGAGGCUGCGUCAACGCAUUGCCUCUUUCUGGAAUUCCUGGUCUUGCCAGAACCGAGUGAACUUGAUAGAAACCUCAUCAAUCUAACGGAUGAAAGUCUCGAUGUGGAGGACUUUGUGCCGCAAGUGGUUCAAGCUCUGGGGAGAUGGCACUCGAAGGGGUAUUGCGGGGCAUUGAAGCAGCUGACCGUUCCGAUUCAUCCAGGGGAGGGUCUUUGUCGUCGCAGCACGGAGCUUCUUGAGGGGAUAGCGAAGUACCGCCCGAGAGUCGAGUACUUGGAUUCGUGUGAUGACACUGACUAUGAAUCGAACGCGCAGUAUGUGUGGCCUAUUUCUUUGAAGACGUGGGAGACGUUCAAUGCGUCCUGUACUGCUUUGAGGCAGUUUAAUUUCGCUCUCGCUCCGUUCGCUGACCCGUUCUUCCGCGUCUUUGGAGAGCACGUGAAGUCUAAAUUCAAGAGUUUAUCGCUCUCGGCGAACGCGACGUGGGAUUACGAAGAUUAUUUGCGGGAUAUUGGUGGUUUGGAUCAAAAUUCUACGCGACUAGGCUACGGUGCACUUGCCACGUCCCCCAGCUUCGCGCUUAUGGGAUGUCCAGCUUUGACAACACUGUACGUCCAGAUAGACUUCCAUCGCAACGAAAAUCCAGACUUUCCAGGGCGAUACGUGAACGCCGAUGUGUAUGGAGGCACGUCCUGGGAGACUGUGGCCGAGUACUGCCCGCGGCUGGAGUCGAUCGAGAUGAACGACACUUCCACUGGCAGAAACUUCAAAGUCUUGUCCAUCGAGACGUUAACAGGUCGCACACUUUUGGCUCUGGCGGGUCUCAAGAGGCUGUCUGCGGUGGAACUCGCUCAUGCUCGGUUGACUGGUAAGGAUAUCUUCGAGUAUAUUCGAUACGUGUCAAAGGUGGAGGAUAUCAUUGGCAAGCAGCGAGUUAUCCACCUUAAAGUUGGGGGACACGUGCGCAUGGAAUUUUCGAUGCCAUCUUUCUAUUCGGAGAUUCUGUCGCUUUUGAUCUUGCUCUCUCAGGAGAGCGAGGAGUUUCUCGGCGGGUAUUUGACCGAACAACUGAGUGGCGCGCUGGAGGCGGUGAAAGCAGCUCAUCCGUCGUUGGGAGUGGCGGUGCAUAUCCAGGGACGCGAUGGAGACGAAUUCAGCCGAAUUGAGAGGGUUACUCUCGAUUGGGGUCAUGCUCACCAACGCGAAUUCUUUAAUAUGGUGGAAGAUGAAGAGGAUCGUGGCAUGUACGUCGAGGCCAGCAUAUUCGAGGUGAACAGUGGCAAUGAAAGCGACGAAAGCGACGAAAGCGACGAAAGCGACGAAAGCGAUGACGAUGAUUGA
Molecule: messenger RNA, 1719 nt
Organism: Phytophthora sojae
Lineage: Eukaryota; Oomycota; Peronosporomycetes; Peronosporales; Peronosporaceae
Exons: 3
Coding region: 1-1719 (572 amino acids)
Source: RefSeq, a predicted model, not a curated record